Cinara cedri is the source of this 964-nucleotide messenger RNA. The record is from the annotation of a GenBank genome assembly. NCBI's taxonomy places the organism in Eukaryota, Metazoa, Arthropoda, Insecta, Hemiptera, Aphididae.
AUGGGUGUCGGUUCGAAAGCCACCGCUGUUGCUCGAAUAAAUAAAUACACCGUUUUUAUCGAAGUUACUAGCCGCGUACAGUUUCUACUUAACAACGCGAACAAGUCAACGUCGGACGAAUAUAAAAAUAUCGAAGUGAGAAAACUCAGGCCCCCCGGGAAUCUGGCGGCCGGGUGGGAAGGGGGGCAUAGCCCUCCCCGGAUACUCCCACCCCCCCCCUCUUUAUCCGGGCUUGGCGGCGGCGGACGUUCAGCUUGUAUUUAUUUCGCGGCGCACCGCAGGGUUCGUGCCGGCGUCCCGGCCACGGUGGCCGUCACGUGCCUGUUGGCCGACACGCGCGACGCCCGGAUGACGCCCUUACCCGUGUCUGUCGGUUCAGGAACAAGGAAAACCGGGCGGCGUGCAGAACGCCGUCGACUUGUGCGUGGACCCGCUGGGCGCGCUGUGGGUGUUGGACACGGGCGUCGUGCAGACGUCGGACACGGACGCCGGGCCGCGGAAGACGGGGCCGGCCGCCGUGUGGGCCUUCGACCUGACCACUCGGAAGGUGCGAACUCGCACAAUACCGAUUUCGACGUAUUAUCAGUAACGCGUGUACGGCCGUGCCGCGGGCCCCUCGCGAUUUUCACCGUAUUGACGUAUCCCCCCACGCGGGAACGACCGAACUCUCGUUGUUACGGUCGCCGUGGUACGACAGUGUCGGGGUGUCGUCGCGCAUUGGUCAACCGGACGUGCCGCUGUGCGACGCGCGUUAGGUUUCGGGCGGGUAGCGACGUGUAUGAACGGCCGGGUCGUCGUACCGCGGUUUGAACCGCGCCGGAAAACGGUACGGCGACCGGCCGGCGUUCGCGAAGAACAAGGAGAUGAACGUUACCGGCGUUUUUCGGCCCGCGGUACGGACGCACGGUCGGCCGCCGAGAGGCGCGCGCCCGCUGCACCAGAGCGCCCCGGGAGUCCUGAAUAG